UGUAAACAAACACAAACACGUAUAUACAUAGCAAAAGCAAAUACAAUUAGUAAUUUUUUUCGUGAUGUAGUAACUUACUUACUUUAAUUUUCUUAGUUAAUGAAAUCUCAUUGCUGUAAUUUUAGGAUAUUGCGAUUUCCAGUGAUGAAAGUCAUGAGUUUCUAAUGGUUCUUAACUCACAUAACGUUAUGUUUGACAAUGUUCUGUGUUUAUUUGUAUCGUAAAUGUCUAUUUUUAACAUUGUUUGUAAUUUACUUAUUUUUUCCGUACUCUGGGGAGGCUGUUAAUCGACUUUCAAAUCAAUGUUCGUUAGAAGAAUGUGCUGAUAAUGCUCCAUUGCCGCAUUCCCCACUAGUUAAUUGCAGUUUGCUAGAUCUGGAAUUUCUGAUCUGUUCAGAUCCUAUAGAUUUGAAAGGAAAUGAAAGUGAAAGAGAAGAGCUUGGUUAUGGUUGUACAAGAUAUGGAGGACAAAAGUAUGAAGAUGUUCAAUUUACAGCAGUAAAUUGCACUGUGUUACCAGGUAUUGAGUGCUUUGGACCAAGAACAUUUUUAAAAAAUGGAUUCCCUUGCAUCAAAUAUUCUGGACACUACUUUCUUACAACUUUGCUAUAUUCUGUUCUGCUGGGCUUCUUAGGAAUGGACAGAUUUUGUUUGGGACAUGCCGGUACAGCUGUAGGAAAAAUGCUAACCUUAGGAGGAUUUGGAAUAUGGUGGAUUGUUGAUAUUGUUUUGCUAGUUACUGGUAAUUUGACACCUGAAGAUGGAAGCAACUGGGUGCCAUAUGCAUAAAAAUAAACAGAAAACAAGAAGGAACUCAAACUAGGACUGGCCAAUGUUUUUGGAAAGAAAAAAUAAAAGAUUUUAGAAUUUUUUACAAAAUAUAAUGUUCU
Messenger RNA from Uloborus diversus, 890 nucleotides. RefSeq names its product TM2 domain-containing protein 2-like (gene amrt). NCBI's taxonomy places the organism in Eukaryota, Metazoa, Arthropoda, Arachnida, Araneae, Uloboridae. The transcript has 4 exons. The coding region runs from base 199 to 789 and encodes 196 amino acids. The record is from RefSeq and is a predicted model, not a curated record.